AUGUUCUCGAGACAGGCUGUUCGUUCCCUCCGCGCGGCGGCUCCCGCGUCGCGCCUUGUCGCCUCUUCCGCCCGCGCCCCGGCCGUCCGCACCUACGCCGCCGCCGCUUCCUCGGCCUCGUCCGACAACGUCAAGCCCCCCGUCGCCGUCUUUGGCCUUGACGGCACCUACGCCACUGCCCUGUACACCGCAGCGUCCAAGACCUCCUCGCUCGACCCCACGGCCAAGGCCCUCUCGACCCUCGAGGCCAUCUUCGCCAAGGACCCCAAGCUGGCCACUAUCCUGGCCGCCCCUACCCUGACCGCUGAGGACAAGGCCGCCAUUGUCGCCGAGCUCACCAAGCAGGCCGGCGCCGGCUCUCAGGAGACUGUCAAGAACUUCCUCUCUGCUCUCGCCGAGAACAACCGCCUCGGCCUCCUCCCCGGCAUCACCCAGAAGUUCGCCGAGAUCAUGAGCGCCGCCCGCGGCGAGGUCGAGCUCAUCGUCACCAGCGCCACGCAACUCGACAACAAGACCCUCAACCGCCUCGAGACUGCCAUCUCCAAGUCGGCCUACGCCGGCGCUGGCAAGAAGCUCAAGGUCACCAACCAGGUCAACCCUGACAUCGUCGGAGGCCUCAUCGUUGAGGUCGGCGACCGGACCAUUGACCUUAGCGUUUCUGGCAAGAUCGCCAAGCUCAACAAGCUCCUCACUGACACUCUGUAA
This is a messenger RNA of Colletotrichum higginsianum IMI 349063, 705 nucleotides long. RefSeq names its product ATP synthase F1. Gene Ontology annotation, cellular component: membrane. NCBI's taxonomy places the organism in Eukaryota, Fungi, Ascomycota, Sordariomycetes, Glomerellales, Glomerellaceae. The transcript is spliced from 4 exons. Gene Ontology annotation, molecular function: proton-transporting ATP synthase activity, rotational mechanism. Gene Ontology annotation, biological process: proton motive force-driven mitochondrial ATP synthesis. The coding region runs from base 1 to 705 and encodes 234 amino acids. The record is from RefSeq and is a predicted model, not a curated record.